This is a messenger RNA of Acytostelium subglobosum LB1, 1938 nucleotides long. RefSeq lists its product as hypothetical. The transcript has 4 exons. The record is from RefSeq and is a predicted model, not a curated record. Gene Ontology annotation, molecular function: GTPase activator activity. The coding region runs from base 1 to 1938 and encodes 645 amino acids. NCBI's taxonomy places the organism in Eukaryota, Evosea, Eumycetozoa, Acytosteliales, Acytosteliaceae.
AUGCCACCUCCACAUACCCCACCCAAUGAAUUGAUCGAUGGUCUCAAGGACCAGUUGAACAAGAGGAGAAGCAUCUCGUCAAUUCCAGUCAACAACUCACCUGUGAUGAAUGUUGCCUCGAUGCAACCUCUAUCACACUCGGCAGAGUUACUCAACUCCUCUGCAGCCAGCUCACCAUCAAUGACUCGUCCAGGUAUCAGUCCAUUUGGCUCUCCACCAGCCUCACCCACAUCAUCCAAAGACAAGGAAAAAGAGAAGGAAAAGGAGAAAGACAGCAAACACAAGGAUAAGGAUAAUGAUAAGGAUUCAAAGAGAAGAUCACAAAUGUUACCUCAACUGCAUAUUGGUGGCGGAGGUAGUUCUCCAAAGAUGUCACCAAUGAUCCAUGUUAAGAGUGAUGAGUUGAGCAGUGCCAGGAAGAAUCUACGCAAGAGUAUCAUUGUCAGCAAGAAGGCAUUGGCGGUACAAUCAAGUGAGCUUGGCAUAAUGGUGGAGGCACCAGAGAAGAGGGGAACAUUGAACAUGAUGAAGAUUGACUUUAGUUACGCGCCAAUGUCCCAGUCUGCCGAGAUUUGGAGUCAGACAUACUGCUCACUGCGAGAGGGUUCAUUAUAUAUUUAUAACAACGAAAGAGAUGUGAAUGAGAUUGAGGUGAUCACUUUGGACAAGGCAAUUGUAAGAGAGAAGGAUAGCAAGGAGAGUUGUUUCCAAUUGAUUGCCACGACUACUCUGGCCGAUGGAACGACUGGCCAGAUCUUCAGAUACUUCUCCACACUCAACACCGAGGAGUUUGACUACUUCUCUUGGAUUGUCUCUUUGCGAGGCAGUAUCUUCUUCCUCAAAUCAUUGAACAGUUCAUCCAAAGUUAAGCGUCCAAUGUCUGUACCACUUCCACUCAAUAAGACAAGUCCUUUGAAUACUAGCACGGACAAGCUGUCACAGACUACAUCGAUACCACCACCAAAGAAGAGUACACCAUCAUCUCCAUUGAUUGAUAGGAAGUUGGGCAAUGAUAAGGAUCAGUCCAAGAGAGCUUCAAUGAAGUUAUUGCCAACCUCACCAAACACGUCGACCACUCUACUGGACGAGGAGUUCAGUGGUGCCAAGCGAGGCAACUUGAACGUGUUGGGAGGCAAGUUAAUUUCAAAGUGGAAGAGCCGUUGGGUAGUGUUAAGCAACGACACACUGGCACUAUACAAGUCACCAGAGUCUGAGGCCAAGAAGGAUGUGAUCAAGUCACUCAACAUUAUCUUUUGUUCGGCCAAGGUUAUCAAGUCCACAAACGACAAGUACACAUUCCAGGUGGUCAGCACCAACAAGACUAUCCACUUCUCAUGUCCAUCGGGAGAGGUGAUGCUCAACUGGAUCACAAGCAUUCAGGCAGCCCAAUCGAUUGCCAUGGAGGCAUAUCUACAAUACGACCUGUCCAGCAGCACUGGAAGCACAGGAAGUCGCAGCAGUUUAGGCAGCAGCACGGGUAGCAUCAGACUCAAGAGCGAUGAUAUUGAGGAUGAGGUGCAGAAGGAGUUGGACAAGAAUCGUGAUACGUUGUGCCAGCUUCGAUCAGUUGCCGCCAAUCAAGUGUGUGCUGACUGUGGCGCACCAGAUCCCCUUUGGGCCAGUAUCAAUCUCGGAGUAUUCAUCUGCAUCCAGUGUUCUGGCGUGCAUCGUAGCAUGGGAGUGCAUCUAUCCAAGGUGCGUUCAGUCACUAUGGACAAGUGGGAGACAGCAACCAUCGUCUUUUUCCAAGAGACUGGUGGCAAUCUGCGAGUUAAUGCCAAGUAUGAAUGUUGCAUUCCACCUCAACGAAAGAAACUAUUACCAGGCGACUCGACCGAGGAUAGAGAGCGUUACAUUCGCGACAAGUACGAUCUCAAACUUUUCACCCAACAACAGCAUCAGCCACAACAGCCACAGCAGGCCAUAGCCGUCGAAUAA